This is a messenger RNA of Microcebus murinus (gray mouse lemur), 9464 nucleotides long. RefSeq names its product coiled-coil domain containing 14 (gene CCDC14). The record is from RefSeq and is a predicted model, not a curated record. Gene Ontology annotation, cellular component: centriolar satellite. Gene Ontology annotation, biological process: protein localization to centrosome. Lineage: Eukaryota; Metazoa; Chordata; Mammalia; Primates; Cheirogaleidae.
AUCUAUUGCGCACGCCCAGGGCGCCGGCCCGGAGCGGGAGAAAGGCCGCGGAGGCGCGCCGGAGACUAUGGAGCGCUAUGUUCGGCGGGAUCCUUUCCGGAAGCGGAAGCUCGGGGGGCGGGCCAAGAAGGUCCGGGAGCCCAAGGCGGUUAAUUCUUUUUAUAGUGUGGCGUGUCUUCCCUCUGCCUGGGCUUUUCUGAGGCUUCGAGAGAUGGUCAGGUCCGCAUCUCGACAGGGCCAGGUGUUAUCUUCAGGAGGGCAAGCUGGACCUACUAAAUUAACAAAUGGGAAGAAAGGGACCCAUUUAAGAAAAAUAUCACGUUUUAAUGCACAUUCUGGCUAUUCCAUCCAUUCUGAUUCAGAAAGUCAGGCUGAAACUGUACAGGGGCUCGAUGGUUGUGCUUCUUUGCUGCGGGACAUUUUGAGAAACGAAGAUUCAGGCUCAGAAACAGCAUAUUCAGAAAAUAGAUCUAAUCCUAGACCUUUAGAAGGCAAAAGAUAUGGAUCUAAAAAGAAAGGAUCUGAAAAACAUACCAUUCCUUUGGGAGUCCAGAAGGAAACGACAUCGUCACGUACUAAGAAACAGAUACCUAGUGAAGCUUCUGCUGGAAGUGGAAGAGACACAUCAGACAUAGCACAAAAUUGGUCAUUGCAAGAUCAUUAUAGAAUGUAUUCACCCAUAAUAUACCAAGCCCUUUGUGAGCAUGUGCAGACUCAAAUGUCACUGAUGAAUAAUUUGGCUGCAAAGAACACCAGUGGAAUUCCUCCUGUACCUUGCCAUUCUGUGUCUCUUUCUGAAUCUCAGGCAACUCCACAUUCUAAUUAUGGCUUAUGUACCUUCACCCCAGUCUGGUCACCUCAGCGACCACCCUGCCCUCCAGUGGUUCAUUCAGAAGUUCAAACAGAUGGUGACAACCAGUUUGCAUCACAAAGUAAAACAGUUUCUGCGAAUUGUGCUGGUGGUCUAAGGAAUUCAUUUAAUACCAUUCCUGGAGUUCCAUGUAGCCUGCCCCAAACUGACAUAUCAGCUAUUCCAACAUUUCAGCACCUAGGCCUGGCUAAUGGGAUUCUGCCACAGCAAGGAGUUCCUAAGGAAGCAGACCUACUAAAAUGUUUUCAAACAUACAUGUCUCUGUUUCAAUCUCAUGGAAAAGAAACUCAUUCAAAUGGUCAGAUACACCGAAGCCCCACUCAAUCACAGCCAGCCUUCUUGUCCACUAAUGAAGAAAAAUGUGCCAGAGGACAAAUUAGAGAGGCCACAACUGAAGGAAAGGAUUUAAACGUACGUGUGCGAGAUGCAAGCAUAGUCAAGGAUGUACAGAAGGCAAAAAAUGUGAACCAGACUUCUGAAAAAGUUAGAACUAUAAAGUAUUUGUUGGGAGAACUCAAGGCCCUGGUAGCAGAACAAGAAGAUUCAGAAAUUCAAAGGUUGGUUACAGAAGUAGAGGCAUAUGUAUCUGUGCUUCCAGCAGUAAAUGGCUACACAGAUAUCCAAGUUGAAAUAGCACUGGCCAUGCAACCAUUAAGAAGUGAAAAUGCUCAGUUACGAAGGCAAUUGAGAAUUUUGAACCAGCGACUUAGAGAACAAGAAAAAACUCAUAAAGCAUCUGGUACUGUGGAAUGCAACAUUGAAUUAUUUUCUCUUCAGUCAUUGAACAUGUCACUGCAAAAUCAAUUGCAGGAGUCACUAAAGAGUCAGGAAUUACUACAGAAUAAAAAUGAAGAGCUCUUAAAAGUGAUUGAAAAUCAGAAGAAUGAAAACAAAAAAUUUAGUAAUAUAUUUAAAGACAAAGAACAAACUAUACUUGAAAAUAAACAGCAAUUUGACAUGGAGAUAACAAGAAUAAACAUUGAGUUGGAGGAAGCCUUAGUCAAUGUGAAAAGCUCCCAGUUUAAGUUAGAAACUGCUGAAAAGGAAAAUCAGAUAUUGGGAAUAACAUUACGUCAGCGUGAUGCUGAGGUAACCCGACUGAGAGAAUUAACAAGAACAUUACAGAACAGUAUGGCAAAACUUCUCUCAGAUCUUAGUGUGGACAGUGCUCGCUGCAAGCCUGGGAAUAACCUUACCAAAUCACUUCUGAACAUUCACGAUAAACAACUUCAGCAGGACCCAGCCUCUGCUCACACUUCCAUAAUGAACUACCUAUGUAAGUUAGAAGCAAAUCACAGUUUUACACAUUCACAGCCACUUUCUACAAUUAAAAAUGAGGAAAUCAUAGAGCCAGACAGAGGCCCUCAGUAUAGUAACACUAAGGGCAUGGAGGAAGUGUCCAUACCUGGAAUCAUUUCUACCCUUUCAAAACAGGUUUCUGAUGAUGGGAGUGAAACGAUGACUUUAAGUGAAGAUGAGCAUAAUUUGGAUAAUACAAUUUACAUUCCUUUUGCUAGAAAUACUCCUAAAAAAAAAUCACCACUUUCUAAGAGAAUAUCCCCUCAGCCACAGAUAAGUGUAGCUACAACACAGCCAAUCAGCAACAGCAGACUUGUCUGUGAAAAAGAAAAUAAACUGUGUGCACCCAUAGUUUGUUCUUCUUCAACAAUAGAAGCAGAAUAUGCACCUGAAAAACUUUCCAGAACAGCUGAUAUGAAAGACAAACAGCUCCUCAAGAAAAUAAAGGAGGCAAUUGGUAAGAUCCCUGCUGCCACUGAAGAUCCAGAGGAGCAGGCUACAUGUCAUGGCCUGUCAACUUAUCACAACAGCAGCAUUCAAGUGAAAGGCAAUACUGUCCCUGAUGGUAGUGUUUUAAAUUCUGACUUGAUGUCUGACUGGAGCAUCUCUUCUAUUUCAACUUUCACUUCUCAUGAUGAACAAGACUUCAGAAAUGGCCUUGCAGCAUUGGAUGCCAACAUAGCUAGACUCCAGAAGUCCUUAAGUACUGGUCUUCUGGAGAAAUGAAUUCAAAAGAAAAUUGAGUGCUUCUUCCUUUUAAGAAUAGAACUUUUCUUUUUAAGAAUAGAACUUUCUUUAGAAAGUUUCUAAUAUCUUUAAGAAUAGAGAGAAAUAAUGUUUUGUAUUAUUAUAUGUGAAAUAAAUUGUACAAAUAAUAAAUUUAUUAUUGGAAUAUGUUAAUAUUGUGGAACUUAUAAAACAAGUCAUCUUAAGAAAUUGACAAAUUGACUUCUUUGCUAAAAGAAAAAAGUUGUAGGUAACUAGAAAAGUAUUAUAAGUAAUAUUUUAAUUGAGUACUUGGAAAUUAUUUUAUUAAUAUGUACCUGCUGGGUUAAGAGUGCAGGUUAAAAGGAUUCUCUGGUUAUCCUAAAGGAUAAUAAGGGAAUCUCUGAGUACAAUUUAUUAAUUCAAACCAAGUUUCUUUCCCGUUUCAGUAUACCUGUUAAUUUUUUUAAUGGCAUUGUGUUUUUAUAGGAGAUGCUCUCUGCCACAGACUAAUGGUGUUGGUGAGAUAUGUAAACAUUUACAAGAAAAGGUGCCAGUAUCUCCACCUCUUAAAAAUAAAUUGGUCCAAGAAAAUAUAGAUAACAUCCUAAGUUAACAUAUGGCUUCCAAAAACUUUGGCACUUUUAUUUGUUUUUAUCCUGAAUGCGUCUUUUAAGGCCUUAAAAAGUAAAUUCAGACUGGUAAAUAAGUGCUAACAGAUAAGCUUUAGUUUUGGAAAUUUGUUUCUUUAAUAUGUAAGAAACGUUUACUUGUUUUUAUACUUGCUAUGUUUGAACAUGAUGGAAUUUGUAAAUCUUGGCAUUUUUUGUGGUUCUGCCUUUGUGGGCCAAUUUUUUUUUUCUAGUACUUUAGCUGAGAACAUUCCCUAUUCUAUAAAUAAUAUGCACUAGGAUGGACUUUCUGCUUCACUAUAUCGGCACUUCUUAGCUACUCAGCGUCAUCUCCCUCCAUGUAAGCAGCACAUUUUAACUCUUAGAAAGCUGAGUGUUGUACUAUGUACUCACCUGCCCAGUAUAAUUGUGUUUAGUACUUGGGACAGGCGUCAUCAUCAAAGAGUGUUCUGUUGAUCCCAGAACCUUCUUCUGCUGUUGUUUCAAGUGUUAGUGCUACAACUUUUGAAGGUCCCAACUAUAGUCUCUUUGAUAUGUCCACAUAUUCCACAUGGAGAUUUUUUAAGUCUAAAAUUAUUGAAUGAAUUCUAAACUAUUUUCAUGGAAGUGUCUAUUAGCAUUUAAAAUUUUCUUAUUUGCAAUAUUCAUAAAUUAAUUCAUUGGCUUCUUAUUUGGAGGUAGUAGGCUACAACUCUUUUAACACAUAAAUUCAGAAAUACAAAAUAAUAAAGCAAGGAAGAAAAUUGUGUCAUCUGUUUACUCCCAAAUAUUCAACUGUUAUUUGUAUGCAGAAGUGAAUUCUUAAGAUUAUUAUAUGGUACUACAAGCAUAUAGUCUUGUUUUGCCCUUAAUACCGAAUGUGCAUCCUUACAUUCAAAGGAAAUUUUAAAAUACUUGUGGGUUCAGUUAAUUAGUGGUUAAUAAUUUGAUUGAAGAACAAAUGAGACUGGAAAUUCCUUGAGGAACCUUCAGAAGGAUACUAUUUAUUUGAUAUAGACGUACAUAUGACAUAAGAUAGAAACACGAAAGAACUUGGUUAAAUUUCAAGGUAGGAUAUGACCCUGGAAAAAUGGAUUGAUAUGGACAGUGAGUUUCUUUUUUAAGAAGAAACUGCUAUGAAGGAGUUCAGAGCAGAAAGAAGCCAAGAGUAGAGGAAGGACCUAGAUGAGGUGAAACUUCAUUUGGAUCUUGAAGAAUAUAUAAGAUUUUAAUAAUUCUGUGAAUAGCCUUAAAUGUUUACCCCAUAUAGAGUCUGUGUCAUCAAAAUGUGGGGAUUGGUUGGAUGUGGUAUAUUGAGAGGAUGGUGGCAGACCAACCUGACUGAAAUUAAGGGGUGGAGGGGGUGGUAAUAAUAAAUGAAGAAAACACAAUUAGAAGAGUUGAGGUCACUUGUUGGAGUGUCUUGAGCUCCAGGUUGAGGAAUAUCCAUUAAACAUGAAGUCUCUGAGGUGUUUGGGUAUCUUUGGUGGUGGUGAUUUUUUUUAAUUGAAGAUCACCAGAUGAAGUUGAGCGUUGUUAAGGGAUCUGUUGAUCCCAGAUUUCAUAGAGUGAUAGUAAACAGGAAGGAUUAGAGGAGGAAGAGACUGGAGACCACACAGAAGGCUGUCGCAGUAGUCCAGGCAUAAAUAGAUAGUCCUUUGGUAUUAAAAGUGAAAAAGGAGAGGCAAAUUGAAGGAAAUUUUUCAGUAGGCUCAGUGACUUAAUAAGCAAUGAAGGAAAAAUCAAGUAUGACUCCAAGGUUUCUAGUUUGGCCAGCUUGAGGUACACUGAGCACUGUUGUUAAUAGUACCGACAGUGGAGAGUGGGAUAAAAGGGAGAAAAGUGCUCAUUCUCAGUAGUCCUCUUGAGAUCAUCUCACCAAGAGUCUGCACAACUCAUAGUGUCAGCCCUCUCACAGCCUUUUCAGAUGUCCCAGAGUGUGAAAGCAUAUUGGUGGAUGGAGUAGCCGCUACCUAACCUCUGACAGGUUGAAUUUAGUAUCUCAUGAUAGAUAUUGGGUGUGUAAUGAGAAAGAACAAUUCUUUAGCUUUUGUCACUAUUUUACUGUGCUGUUUUGGCUCUGUGGAGGUAAUUCACAAGCUCUUUACAAUGCAUUUAAUAUUUGUGAACACUGAAGAUGAAAGAAACUGAUUCUAUUUGACCAAGUGUAGAGAUCCUAGGGGCAGGGCUAAAGAAUCAAAUAAUAAACACUUAGUACACAGUCUUUCCCUAGUCCUGGCACCUGUGGAGUUUCUAAUACUUCUUCCAGAAAUCUUUUGUUUUCACGAAUGGUAGCAUUUUAUUUGUCAAGUGUCUUAAAAGUUAUAAAGGCCUACUUUAACUACUGGGAAAGUAGGGCAGAACUGCAAACCCUGCUUAAGUAGAGAGGGUGUGUACCCUAAUCACAACUGAGUAUGUAUUUACUGCUCACAUUGGAGGGUAAUUGCCUCAGCUAAAGGCUCAUUCACUCAGUGGAUGAAAUGAAAACCCUGAUAAUGUGCCAGUUACUGUUAUACACUCUGAGAAUACAGCAGUAAACAAGAUAGACUUUCUGUGUCCUCAAGGAGCUUACAUAAUGGUGGGACACAGCAAUAGUAAUAAGUUCUGUGGAGAAAAGUAAAGCAGGGCAAGGGGACAAAGAGUGACAGAAUUGGCUCAAGUUUUAAUUACUAGGGUGAGGCUCCCCUCAAAAACGUUUAGAGGUCCAGAAUUUAAGCAACCAUUAGGGAAAGUUGGAUUUCAUUUGCAUGGUAACAUCCUCUUAAUUAUUUUUCAGAUGUUAAUUCUAGAUUUCCCUUUCAGAAUUGCUUAAGCACAUGGGUUCCAGGACUAUAUAGCACACCUUACAUACACACUGCAAAAUCACUUAUCUUUUCUGGAUGUUUUAAUAUACCACCUACAGAGAACUGGGCAUUAUGUUGUUUAAACUAGUUGACUUGAGCUAGACCUCCCAGAGAAUUACUAGAGAUGUUAACAUCUUGGAGACUACUGAAGGAUUUAAAAGUUGAGUUUUCAAAAGGACUUCUGAAAUUGUCUAUCUUACCAUCAUACCCAAAGAAGGAAACUGUCCUGCUGUGAUCCUGACUACUGGAAGAUCCCAAGCAUACCAUGUGUAUUCUUUUUGCCUGGACUGCCCUUUUGCCCAGGCUCUUCCUGACAAAUUUUUAUCCUUCAGAGUCACAGUACUACUGUACCUUGUAUAUGCUUCUAUUGAUGCAUGAUCAGUUUGCAUAUCAGCCUUUUCUACCCUCUGCUCUUCUGGAGAGCAAGAACAAAGAUGGAUUCCCCUUCAACUCCUCCCUUGACACUUGAUGACUAUCAUGUAGUAGGUACUUAAUAACUGUUGUUGACUUAACUACAUUUCUGACAGAUGGUCAUCUAGGUGUCACUUGUUUUCUCUUGGUGUUGGUAAGUUCAUGAAGCAGGUUUUUUAUAGCUUGAUUACACACAUCUAACUUCCCAGCAUUAGCCUCCCUAUACCUUUUAUUCUUUAUUCCUGUUUCUUCUGAAGCCAAAUUCCUUUAGUAACAAACAUUUGCACACUACAACUUGUUCUGUGGAGAAGCUGCAGAUUCUUAAAUAUUUAGGAGGGGAGAUAGGACAGAAACAUUCUUUAAUCAUGUCUCUAAUGCAAAGUAGCCUACCUUACCAAUUUGUAGAAAGGAUAAAUGUAGGCAAAGUACUCGAAAACUACAAGGCACUGUACAGUCUUUGCCUUAUGACAACAUUUAAGGAGCCCUUACCAUCCUGCUUGCCCUCUUCUGAUGUCUGCCAGUUUGUUAAUGACUCCUUUAAAAUUUAAAUCCAGCUGUGAGCAAUGAACUCCAGAUGUGUUCUGACCAAGGAGAAUAUAGUUAGAUUAUCAUUUCCUAUAAUCAUGUUUCAGUUGUUUUAAAAUGGCAAAGAUUAAGUUGAAUAAUAUUAGGGUUGUAGUUAGUUUCCAGAUAAUAUUCACGUUGUCAUUCUCAAUGUUAGUGGUAUCAUGUUAGGGCAGCUUGGGGUGGGGGAAGGUCUUGUCUAGCUAGAAAUUGUCAUUUCCUUAAUGCUAACCUUAAAGACCAAGGUUCUGACCAGAUAAGUGGUCUCAGCUGCCUCUAAAGAGCUCAUAUUUACCAUAAACUCAGAGUGCUUGUUCUUGAAGCCAGGUAUGCUGCUAGGGGCCAUAAAGAAUGGAAAUAUAAAAACUGGAAUAUGGAAACUGAAACCAAGCAGUAUUAAAGACAUUUGCUCAAGGCCACAUACUUUACACCUUAAACCAGUUAUUGUGAUCCUCAGUUGACUUUAUUACGCUGUCUCCCUGAUGACAGCUGUCUUACGAACACUUGAAAACUUGAGGCCCCAGAUCUGUCACUAGAAUGUAGCUCUAUGCCAUUCUCUACUAGAAUGGUCUGAUAAUAAAGAAUUCCCUCUGGGGUUUGUUGUGAGGAUUAAAUAAGAUAAUGUGAAACUGUUUUGUGAACUGUAAAUAUUAAAUAGACGAUAAUGAUUACUAAUUUAUAUGUAGUUGGUCAAUGUGCAUAUAUGUGUAUGUACUAUAAGAAAUACUCAAGGUUUUACUUUUGCUUUGUGAAAGGCACACAGUGAUCUUAAAAUGUUUUAUAUAUGGCACAAUGCUAAUAAAGCAACUUUGUCACCUGUCACUUGGACAAAUCCAUCCAAAGUCUUUAUUGAAAUUUGUUUUAAAGUAGUUAGGUUUUUCUCCCAUCAACACUGACAUUCAAGGAUAGUGAGUUCUGACAUUUCCAGGAUCCCAGCACUAUCUUCUACUCAUCCUGAGGGUUAGAGGGCUCAUUCCUCCAUGAAGAACUCAAGGAAACAUGCAGAAGAAUCACAGACUAUCCAAGAGGAAAACUUGGUCCCCUUUGGAGCAGGAGGCUUACACGUUUGUUCAAAUCUAUAACAAGGAAUGCUGUCAGCUGCUCAGUGGAGAGCACAUAGCCAAGGUACAUAUUUUCAUCCCACCAUCCUUUCCAGAUUAUUUUGCACUUGGCUGUGAGCUCUAGGCCAAAGAGUUGGGUAGGAGACCAGAAUCAAAUAUUUUAAAAGUCAGCAGCUCCAAAAUAAGCAAAACAGACUUUCUUGGAUGGUAGUAGUUUGUUUGAGGUUUGGCGAGAAGAAAGGAGUAAAGGAAAAAUAAUUUUCAAACCCAGAGCCUCAAUGGAUAUAGAGAAAAUUAAUCUCUGCCCUCCCCAACUCCCCCUUUUAGGUCAGUCAAUACUUAUUAGACUUGCUAUUGUAAGGUAGAGAGAUGGAGUGGGGAAAAUGAGACAAUAAAUAGAGCGAGUAGAUAAAUACAUACUUAAAUAAGUAGGUCUUCACUAUUUAGAGCGGUAAAGCUAUGUUUGUUCUACCAUUCUACCCUUUCCCCCACCACAAAGCCAAUGGUCAUUUUUUCACCAGUCCACUGUCACAACCUGUUCCCUCCCCACAUCUUAACCAGUCUAAAAAUCUGUUUGGGCAGAUUUUUCUAAUGUUGGAUGACUAAACAUAAAGCAACGCCUCUCAACUCCUAAGAUGCCCAGAAAGGGUAUGAAAAUGUAAAUUGUAGUUUUGUGUUCUUGGCCAAAUCUUGAGAAAAUGUCAUGGUAUAUUAUUGAUUAGUAUAAAACACUUAAAUAGGCAAAUGGUAUUUUAAGUCUGGGAAAGUUCAUUUGAAUAACAUGGUGCAUUAGGAGAGCUAGAGCAGUGUGGGUCAGGAGUCAGGUGACUGAGUGACUGUGUUAUGUGACCUUCAUUCAUUUACAAUUUAUUAGCUCUCUACUGUGUGCUACAUACAGACAUUCUGAACAUUUAAAGACAAGACAAAAUAUGCCUUUGAAAGGCCUAGAGCUUUAGCAUCUCCCAAAGGAGGAGAUGUAAUCUCAAAGACUCUCUAGCUCAAAAUGCUAAAUUUUCCAAGGAUAAGCCUUCCAACACCAAAGGAACUAGGCACAUAGCUCUGAUACAUCCUCUGAUACAUACAUAUGAGACCAUGUUGA